Drosophila serrata is the source of this 1152-nucleotide messenger RNA. It is a transcript of the gene Gnpnat, whose product is annotated as glucosamine 6-phosphate N-acetyltransferase. The record is from RefSeq and is a predicted model, not a curated record. Lineage: Eukaryota; Metazoa; Arthropoda; Insecta; Diptera; Drosophilidae. Gene Ontology annotation, molecular function: glucosamine 6-phosphate N-acetyltransferase activity.
GUAAACAAUACACACUGUAUUUCACAGCUGUUUGUUCUAGCUCUCUUUCGCUCUCUCCCCUCUCACUAUGCCUCUCUAGCCGAGCCUUUCUCUUGAAAAUCAGCUGUUAAAAUGUUUACAUUCACUUCGGACAUGCCUUCAGGGUCAUUUUUGCGUUGAAAUUGCAGUUUUUAUACCUUUUCCAGAGGUAUUUUUACCUCUCCACGGCUGCCAAUUAGCACUCGGCUUUUUGGGAACGCGGCUUGUGCGCUUUCAGCUUUUAGUCUGCUCCGCAACUUCGACCGAUAAAAGACGCCGGAAAAACUUCCGUCGCGGGAGAUAGUUGCUAUAGAGCUUACGUUCGGUGCUUCAUUACCAUUAUCAGACAUUAGAUAAAAACAUGGAGGAAACGUAUCUGUACGAUCCCAGUCUGCUGAUAAAGCUUGACUUUCAUCGCAGCCCCGCCAAGUUCAAGCCUUUCAUAUCGGCUGCCAAUCCCGGCGAGCCAUGGAUGAAGGUGCGUCCCUUAAAGGAUACGGACUAUGACCGUGGUUUCCUGCAGCUGCUCUCCCAACUCACGCAUGUGGGCAAUGUCAAUCGCACACAGUUUUUAACCCGCUUCUCGCAGAUGAAAGCUAGCGGGGAUUACUUUGUCACUGUGAUUGAGGAUACGCGCAAAAACGAGAUUAUAGGAGCUGCAUCCUUGGUGAUUGAACGCAAGUUUAUCCACAAUUGUUCAGUGCGUGGACGUCUGGAGGAUGUGGUGGUCAAUGAUACCUAUCGCGGCAAGCAACUGGGCAAGCUAAUCGUGGUCACCGUUUCUCUGUUGGCCGAAGAACUUGGCUGCUACAAGAUGUCCCUCGACUGCAAAGACAAGCUGAUCAAGUUCUACGAAUCCUUGGGCUAUGUGCUAAUCCCAGGCAACUCCAACUCCAUGACGAUUCGCUAUGACGAGGGACCAGCGCUCAAGCGAAAUGCCACCUCAGCCGGCACCAGCAACAGUGGAACAGUGGGCGACUCCUGCCAAACUAACUCUCAAUUUUAUAAUUUUUUCUCCCCUUUCUGCUACUGAUUGAUUGUGCGGCCUCAAAACUCUCAACUCAAAGGUAGUUGUAAUCUUACCUUUUAAAAGCACCUUCAUCAAGUAGCAUUUUAUUUGAUAAAUAAACAAUC